Molecule: messenger RNA, 351 nt
Organism: Staurois parvus
Lineage: Eukaryota; Metazoa; Chordata; Amphibia; Anura; Ranidae
Source: the annotation of a GenBank genome assembly
UGGGGCCCCCGGACAAUAAGGGAUCAUGGGGCCCCUGUGUCCUCGCCCACACCCAAAAAAGCCUAUGAAAAAGCCAAUGAAAGUUUUGUUUCUGGGGGGUUAACCCCUUACUCUGGGCUUAAGAGGAGCAUUAUGUCCUCCUCCUUUGAGUGACUGUGAUUUUAUGUUGGACUCAGGGGCGGACUGACAACUCAUGGGGCCCCCGGGCAAUAGGGGAUCAUGGGGCCCCUGUGUCCUUGCCCAAACUCAAAAAAGCCUAUGAAAAAGGUACCAGGGGCAUCUCAUAGGGCCCCCUACUGACCCUGGGCCCUCGGGCAGUCCCCGAGUUUCCAAAUGGUCAGUCCGCCCCUG